AUGCCGAGGCCGGAGAUCUCAUCCACCUCGCCCUCAGCCCCUGCGGCUUCCCAGUCGUCCACGGAGCCCUGGUCACAAGAGCCCCGCUACAGCUUCGGACUCCAGGACACGCCUCAGAGCCUCCCUUCGGCCAAGGCCUCCGCCUCCACCCCGUGGGGCACGUCCGGCGCCGCGGGCGACCGGAGCAGCAGCAGCAGCAGCCUCCUGGGCCCCGUGCCCACGGCCCUGCCGGCUCCCCGUUCAUACUUUGAAAACAAAAGGUCCUAUGCAGAAAAUCCAUUUGCAUCAAAUUUUAAUUUUGGGACAAGCUCAUCUUCUGCACGAGACAAUAAUUAUCCUCAAACACUAAAAACUCCAUUGUCUGCUGGAAAUCCACAGAGAUCAGGAUAUAAAAGUUGGACACCGCAAAUAGGAUACUCAGCUACAUCUUCAUCUGCAGUUUCUGUACACUCCCCAUCAGUUAUUGUAGCUGUUGUAGAAGGGAGAGGACUUGCCAGAGGUGAAAUAGGAAUGGCAAGUAUUGACUUAAAAAGCCCACAAAUUAUAUUAUCUCAGUUUGCAGACAACACAACAUAUGCAAAGGUGAUCACUAAACUCAAAAUUUUAUCACCUUUGGAAAUAAUAAUGUCAAAUACUGCUUGUGUUGUGGGGAAUUCAACUAAGUUGUUUACUCUGAUCACAGAAAAUUUCAAGAAUGUAAAUUUCACUACAGUCCAAAGGAAAUACUUCAAUGAAACAAAAGGAUUAGAGUACAUUGAACAGUUAUGUAUAGCAGAAUUCAGCACUGUCUUGAUGGAGGUUCAGUCCAAGUAUUACUGCCUUGCAGCUGUGGCAGCUUUAUUAAAAUAUGUUGAAUUUAUUCAAAAUUCAGUUUAUGCACCAAAAUCGCUGAAGAUUUGUUUCCAAGGUAGUGAACAGACAGCCAUGAUAGAUUCAUCUUCAGCCCAAAAUCUUGAAUUACUAGUUAAUAAUCAAGACUCUAGGAAUAAUCACACUCUCUUUGGUGUUCUAAAUUACACUAAGACUCCUGGAGGGAGUAGAAGACUUCGUUCUAAUAUAUUAGAACCUCUAGUUGAUAUUGAAACCAUUAACAUGAGGUUAGAUUGUGUUCAAGAACUACUUCAAGAUGAGGAACUCUUCUUUGGACUUCAGUCAGUUAUAGCAAGAUUUCUUGAUACGGAGCAGCUUCUUUCUGUUUUAGUCCAAAUUCCAAAGCAAGACACGGUUAAUGCAGCUGAAUCAAAAAUAACAAAUUUAAUAUACCUAAAACAUACCUUAGAACUUGUGGAUCCUUUAAAGAUUGCUCUGGAGAACUGUAAUACACCUUUAUUAAGAGCUUACUAUGGUUCCUUGGAAGAUAAAAGGUUUGGAAUCAUACUUGAAAAGAUUAAAACAGUAAUUAAUGAUGAUGCAAGGUACAUGAAAGGAUGCUUGAACAUGAGGACUCAAAAGUGUUAUGCAGUGAGGUCUAAUAUAAAUGAAUUUCUCGACAUAGCUAGAAGAACAUAUACCGAGAUUGUAGAUGACAUAGCAGGAAUGAUAUCGCAGCUAGCAGAAAAAUAUAGUCUUCCUUUAAGGACAAGUUUUAGCUCUGCUAGAGGAUUUUUCAUUCAGAUGACUAUAGAUUGUGCAGCCCUACCCAAUGAUCAACUUCCUUCAGAGUUUAUUAAGAUCUCUAAAGUGAAAAAUUCUUAUAGCUUUACAUCAGCAGAUUUAAUUAAAAUGAAUGAAAGAUGCCAAGAGUCAUUGAGAGAAAUCUAUCAUAUGACUUACAUGAUAGUGUGCAAACUGCUUAGUGAAAUUUAUGAACAUAUUCAUUGUUUAUAUAAAUUGUCUGACACUGUGUCAAUGCUGGAUAUGCUACUGUCAUUUGCUCAUGCCUGCACUCUUUCUGACUACGUUCGGCCAGAGUUUACUGAUACUUUAGCAAUCAAACAAGGAUGGCAUCCUAUUCUUGAAAGAAUAUCUGUGGAUAAACCUGUUGCUAACAAUACCUAUAUUACAGAAGGGAGUAAUUUUUUGAUCAUUACUGGACCAAAUAUGAGUGGGAAAUCCACAUAUUUAAAACAGAUUGCACUUUGUCAGAUUAUGGCCCAGAUUGGAUCAUAUGUUCCAGCAGAAUAUUCUUCCUUUAGAAUUGCUGAACAGAUUUUUACAAGAAUCAGUACUGAUGAUGAUAUAGAAACAAAUUCAUCAACUUUUAUGAAGGAAAUGAAAGAGAUAGCAUAUAUUCUCCAUAAUGUUAACGACAAAUCACUCAUAUUAAUUGAUGAACUUGGCAGAGGUACUAAUACAGAAGAAGGUAUUGGCAUUUGUUAUGCUGUUUGUGAAUAUCUGCUGAGUUUAAAGGCAUUUACACUGUUUGCCACACAUUUCUUGGAAUUAUGCCAUAUAGAUGUCUUGUAUCCUAAUGUAGAAAACAUGCAUUUUGAAGUUCAACAUGUAAAGAAUACCUCAAGGAAUAAAGAAACAAUCUUGUAUACGUACAAACUUUCUAAGGGAUUCACAGAAGAAAAAAAUUAUGGAUUAAAAGCUGCAGAGGUGUCAUCACUCCCACCAUCAAUUGUCUCAGAUGCCAAAGAAAUCACAACUCAAAUUACCAGACAAAUUUUGCAAUGUCAAAGAAGUACCCCUGAGAUGGAGAGACAGAGAGCAGUGUACCAUCUAGCUACUAGGCUAGUUCAAACUGCUCGAAACUCUCGGUUGGACUCAGACAGUUUACGAAUGUAUUUAAGUAAUCUCAAAAAGAAGUAUGAAGCAGAUUUUCCCAAGGCUGAGCAAGUUUCAGAAAGGAUUGAAGAAGAAUAA
Molecule: messenger RNA, 2808 nt
Organism: Pipistrellus nathusii (Nathusius's pipistrelle)
Lineage: Eukaryota; Metazoa; Chordata; Mammalia; Chiroptera; Vespertilionidae
Source: the annotation of a GenBank genome assembly